AUGUCGUGGCUAGCAAAGCCCUCCCGCUGUCUGAGCAGGGUCAACCCAACAACUCGACUCGUCGCUCCCGUGUCUACAUGCCGCUCCUCUCAACGAUCCAUCCAGGGCGCCUCAGCCGUCGCUCAAGAUCAUCACGCGAGUCACACAUCUUCCACCGUUGACAAUGGCUCCUCAUCGUUUCUGCCCAACCACACACCAUCAGCGCCGCAACGACCCCGACCCCGCCCUCAGACCAAUCCCAUCGACGACCUAAUCUCCCAAACACCCAUCGUACAAGCCCUUCGUCGCGAUCCCGCCUACAUCGAAUCCCGCCCUCAUCUCGCAAUGAACCCCAGUCUUCGCCCCAACCACUUCGUCGCAGGGCCAAACUCAGGCCCAGGCAAGAUCACCGUGCCGCCCUAUGUCUGGAUGGCGAAGAACCCGCGCACCGCCGCGGGAACGACGACCAGCCGGAUGGUGUCGGUAUUCCAUAUCGGCCCACAGCUCUGCGGACAUCCGGGCUUCGUGCACGGCGGUCUGCUGACGGUGAUGUUCGACGAGGCGUUUGCGCGCUGUGUUUCGACUUCGUUCCGCAGUGGUCUGGGUAUGACGGCCAACCUGAACGUGGAUUUCCGGAAACCUGCGUUGCCGGACCGACUCUAUGUGCUUCGGGCGGAGACGGUCAAGGUCGAAGGCCGGAAGGCGUGGGUCGAGGGGACGUUAACCUCGUUGCCGCCUGUGGGCGAUGCGAGUGAGCCUGUUAUGGUCGCCGAGGGCAAGGCUUUGUUCGUAGAACCAAAAUUCGCAGAGUCCAUGGUCCCCUUGUACAGAGGCUGA
Aspergillus viridinutans is the source of this 816-nucleotide messenger RNA. Its product is annotated as PaaI family thioesterase. The coding region runs from base 1 to 816 and encodes 271 amino acids. NCBI's taxonomy places the organism in Eukaryota, Fungi, Ascomycota, Eurotiomycetes, Eurotiales, Aspergillaceae. The record is from RefSeq and is a predicted model, not a curated record. The transcript has 2 exons.